Molecule: messenger RNA, 2178 nt
Organism: Symbiodinium necroappetens
Lineage: Eukaryota; Dinophyceae; Suessiales; Symbiodiniaceae
Source: the annotation of a GenBank genome assembly
AUGUGCGAAUUCAGGUAUUGUUGGGCCUUCCUUCGUGGAUCGCUGCGUUUUCCUAACAAAGUGGUCAGCAAGGAACUGUUGACGGAUCCGCUGUUGGAUGUCGGCUUGCUUCAGCCGGAGCAAAGGGUGAGUACGUGCACCGUUGUCAUCGGCGAGGCUCGCUUCAGAGUGGAAGAGGACACGCCUGUUACAUGCGAGGUCGCCACCGUAGGUAGCAAGGUCGCAAGCAUCAGUGAGACACAGUUCCGCAAUCUGCUGGAAAACUUCUACCACAAGGGGUCGACGUGGUUGCUGUGGCGUGUCAAGAAGCUUCGGGAGGAUUUGAAGAUGGAGCCGGAUCCAGCGAGUGACUCUGAGCUUGAGCGUGUCUACGCCUUCUACCGGAGCCACUGGCCAGGUCCAGAACUCCAGGAAGAGGGCGAGGGGGCUGAAGAGGCGGUUGAAGCUUUGGAUGAUGAUGGGUAUGACUGUGCCGAGGAGUGUGAAGAAGACCUUUUAGAGGAUGAGGAGGAUGAUGAUGAUGAUGACUUGUGCAAGUCUUUGGGAGUUGUGCCAGCAUCUUGCCAGCUUGUGCCAGAGUCCCCCCGCAGCAGCGCUGCAGAAGUGACGCCCGAGCACAAGGCCCCAGAGCCGCCCUCGCAGACACCCAGCGCCCCGUCGGUCACAUCUUAUGUGAGAAAAGCACCUUUCCAAGCAGAGUCGCGCAGUGAUCUACGCAAGCAGCGUAUGGAUGAGCUGAAGCUGAAAAUCCAGCAGCGCAAGCUUUUGCUUGCGCAAGGAGUUCAGCAGGAGGCAUCAUUGGGUGCUGAAGGACAGCUUCCUCCAUACCCAGCCGACAUGGACAGUGCCGAGACGCAGCCCCACUUUGGCAUCAUCGCUUUGGCCGAGAAGGCAGGGCUCGAUGGUCAAGACAAGGAGAAUCAACGCGAGGCCAUGGCCGUGGAGCCGGGGCUCCUUGACCAAGACAAGGAGAAUGGACGUGAGGCCAGCGAGGCCGUUGACCGAGAGAAGGAACGUGGAUCCGAGCCCGAAGAGGCCCCUGCCGUAGACAAGGAGUCCGAGGAGAGAGCCAUGGUGAAGGCCGUUGACCAAGAGAAGGAACAUGGAUCCGAGCCCAAAGAGGCCGUAGACAAGGAGUCCGAGGAGCCGGGAGACAAUCCGGACACCGACAGCGCAAAUCCUGGUGCCGAUGGAACACCCGAUGAGCCACAUGACAAACCGGCUGCAGCAGAUGCUGCUUUCGAUGUUCACAAGACACAGGAGACCUUGACGCGGAAGGAGCAGCAGAACUUGAAGAACGCGCAGAAGGCAGAAGGUUCUGGCCGUGGCCGCGGUCGCGGCCGGGGCGGAGGACGAGGAAGAAUGAAGCGGCCAGCAGCCGCUGUGCGACGUGACGAACAGCGCGGGGUCCGGACUGAGGAGGAUGGACUCCAGGAGCAGCCGGAGGAGGAAACUCCUCACCACUCCGAUGCUGAGAAAACUGUCCAUUACGAGCAGCAGCUUGCGGCCGUGCCGGGUGACGAACCUGCUCCGGAGGACGCCGACCAGGCUACAGGUGCAAAGACGAAGAAGGCCAAAAAGACUGGCGACAAGCGCAAGAAGCUUGAGUCCACGGAAGCAGGCCCUAGCAAGAAGAUCCCCAAGUCGUGUGACCCACCGGCGGGCAGUGAAGCGGCUGGGGUGGAUUCGAUCCAGAGCAAGACGUUCGCUCGCCGGUAUUGCCCAAACUCCGGGCCGAAUCGCCAGAAAUGGCUGGGGCUACGGGACGCAUACCACGCAGAGAUCGCCCCCCGCAUCUAUGCGCCGUCGAAGAUGGAGGACCACUUCCUUAAGUUCUUCACGAACUGGUACCCAGCUCACUGCCUGGAGAAUGCUACAGCCGACAGAUACAAGUGCCUGGCUCUUGAGCUCGUGCCUGAGUAUUUCAAACAGGUCUAUGUGCUCCUAGUCUUGAUGACCAGCUGGCUGGAUGUCUUCAGUUUGCAGAGCCAAUACGAUAUGAUCGAGUUCUUUGCUGGUGUUGGCAGAAUCACCCGCUUGGCAUCUGCUAGGAAGUACACAUCUGCAGGCUUCGAUCUAGACUACGGUGCUCCAAAAUGUCCCCGACAUGGAAAGAAGCGCAACUCCAAGAAGAUGGCUAGCUGUAUGGACAUUAAUGGAUCUGCCGGCUUCGUGUAG